AUGAUAAGACCCUAUUUGAAGGUUAUCUUAUUCCUUAUAAUCAGUCUUAAAAGAGACAAAUUUUGUCUUGCUCAAUCCUCCGACUCAUCAUGCUGGGAGGGCGGUACAGGUAGCUACCCCACGUCCCACAAGUUGGGACAGCAGCAGUUUACAGACUACUUGACAUGUCAGAAUUGGUGUGAUGAGGACCCGAACUGUGUUGCUGCAGUGGUCUCUAGGAGUCUCUGUGUUAAGCUAGCUUCUGAGGACAUCUCCUCUCAACCUGGAUCCCAGGCUGCAUUAAAGGAUUGUUGGCAACAGACUACUGUAACUGCAACAACAACAGCGAUAGGGGAUGACAAAUUUGCAACAGCAAGAUGUGCAAAUGGCUACAAGGCAGUUGAUUGCUACUCCAACUAUCCGAUGUCUUCUAUUCUGGACGGUGUAACAAUUUACAAGGACUCCUGCUAUGUGUCUAUGUCCGCGUCCUCCAGAAAACAUGUCGAUGUGACCGCCACGUGUAGAAAGGAGAGAACUUGUUCAACUAACACAGAGAUUACGAAAUACAAACACUUGAAGCAAGCUAAUUGGGUUACUGGAGGCACAAAGUUAGAGUGUCCACCUGGAUACGAGCUACUCGGCUGUUACAUAACCUCAGCUUGGUCGCCUGGUAUGGACUUCAAAAACAUUCAAACUGGAGGGAAGACCAUACAACUCUUGCUCCUUCACAACACAAUAAGAUAA
Molecule: messenger RNA, 723 nt
Organism: Bolinopsis microptera
Lineage: Eukaryota; Metazoa; Ctenophora; Tentaculata; Lobata; Bolinopsidae
Exons: 7
Coding region: 1-723 (240 amino acids)
Source: RefSeq, a predicted model, not a curated record